AUGCUCCGCAAUGAGAAGCGCCUGGAUUUCAUUACAGCAUUGGAGGAUAAACUUGUCAACGGUGUUCCUGGUUUUGAGCCGAUGGAAUCAAUGACAAGCAGUAAAAAGAUCAUACACGCCGUAACAAAGCAUUCGCUCAAUCGCCAUUUGGGAACAUUUAUAGAACCGCUAGAUGAGGAAUCGAAGUACGCACUUGCUCAAGUCUGGACGGAUGACCCUGAAUUCCACGAGGUUAUGUUGAAAGAUUCCGUCUGGAAGAUAUUUGGACGUAUAAUGUCUAGAACCUUUAUAAACGAUAAAGACUUUUAUCGAAAUCCAGAGUGGGUUAAUGCAAGUUCGGAGUAUGUCGAGCUAUCAGCAUUGGCGGGAUACGAGCUUCGAGGGUAUCCAAAAUGGGCUAAGCGCUGGGUCGCACCUUUUCUACCUAAUUGUCGGAAGCUUCAGUCCCUUUUCAAGCAUAUUAACAAACUCCUGGAGCCUUUGAAGGAAAAGCUAGAUCAGGAACCACCGGGGGUUGAUUCUACAGAUCCGCUCAGUUUCCUAUACCAAAAGACGGGAGGUCGGUUGGACGAGCUUGCGUCCAUGUUGAUUGCGCUCUGCUUAGUGUCAUAUGAUGGAGGAGGUGAACUGUUCACUCAUGUCCUUCACUCGGUUUUUACAAAUAGUCAACUGGUCAAUGACCUCCGUGCCGAGAUUGUGACUGUGAUUGGGAAAGAAGGGUUCAACAAGAAUACCUUACAAAACCUAGUGCUCAUGGACAGCGUGUUGAAGGAGGCCCAACGUAUGCAUCCUGAGUCUGUUCUCAUGAUGCAACGAAUCGCUGUGGAGGAGGUCGUUCUACCCGAUGGACUCAUUAUACCCAAAGGGACUGCACUUUUCGUCUCCGCUUGCCACAUUAUCGAUGCAUCGGUCUGGCCUGAUGGUGAUAAAUUUGACGGUUACCGAUUCUACAAUCUACGCCAGAAGGGAAAGCCAUCUACAUCCCAAGUAUCAUAUAACUUUACAUCGACAUCUCCAGACCAUUUUAGCUUUGGUCACGGAUCCCAAGCAUGCCCUGGAAGGUUUUUUGCAUCGUAUAUGCAGAAAAUACUGCUGUGUAAUAUUCUAAUGAGAUAUGAAGUUUCGGUCACUAUUCCUGAUGAAGGCGCAUGGUUUCAACGUGGGCAGACUCAUGUGGCUCAUCCGGGCCUUAAAGCCCGUGUUCGGCGACGGAAAGAAGAGAUUGAGCUAUGA
Talaromyces amestolkiae is the source of this 1233-nucleotide messenger RNA. RefSeq lists its product as uncharacterized. The transcript is spliced from 5 exons. Gene Ontology annotation, molecular function: monooxygenase activity; oxidoreductase activity, acting on paired donors, with incorporation or reduction of molecular oxygen; iron ion binding. The record is from RefSeq and is a predicted model, not a curated record. Bases 1 to 1233 code for a protein of 410 amino acids. Lineage: Eukaryota; Fungi; Ascomycota; Eurotiomycetes; Eurotiales; Trichocomaceae.